GCAGACGACUGCGGCGUCGUCUGCGUGCCGGGUCUACGCCUAACGCGCACAGUACAGUUUUACGGAGGCUCGAUACUCGGGCCGUUCGCGAGCGCUGCCUUUUUGCCGACCUGUGCUGCGUGGGCAACAUGGAGACGCCGGUGGUCACGUGGGUGCUACUGCUCGGCGCGUUCUGUGGCCAGAGCGAAGCGACGCUGCUGGCCAUCUUGGCUGGAAUUAAAAGCGCGCUACAGAACGUGCACCGAGGGGACACUGAAGGCGUCAUAAGCACACACCGCUUUAUGGACGAUGGCUUUCCGGGACCAACGGAGAUGCGGCGUUUUCAGACAAGCUUCAGGGGCGACAGUGACAGCGACAUCGGUGUGCAGAUCCUGCGCCAGGAGGCGCCACUGAUCCAUGAGAUCGAGGUGCGGAUGAACCAAGGGCUCGAAGCCGAGCGCAACCUGACCACCGUCCGCGAAGAGAUCCGCCGGGAGCUGGUGGAAGCCGAAAGCUCUGGAAGAGUGGGGGACGCCCAACGCGCCCAAAUGGAAAACAGAAUCUGGCAGCUGGACAAGCGCCUUAGUCAGCUGCGGCAAAAGAACCUCGAAGUGGAGAGGAGGUUUCGCUACGUCAUCGGCGGCAUCAGGUCGGGAGCGAUACGGAGCCCGCGGAGGGCGCGUAGCAUGCUGGGCGGCAUUGUGCAAUUCUACACCAACGUGGUGAUGAGCUACGUCAACACCUCCGUGUCGCUGGCCGUGGGAAUCGUCAGGUUCUGGACGGGCCUCUUCGGGAAGUUGGCCGGCGGGUCGUCGGCGCGCUUAUUCGGGAUGCCGCACGUGGAGGUCCGACCCAACCUUGACGCAGGGUUUUAGAAUAACACCUGCUUGCAGGAAAUAAACGCUACACGAAA
Dermacentor andersoni is the source of this 892-nucleotide messenger RNA. RefSeq lists its product as uncharacterized. The record is from RefSeq and is a predicted model, not a curated record. Lineage: Eukaryota; Metazoa; Arthropoda; Arachnida; Ixodida; Ixodidae.